GCUACCGUUGUUAACGAGCCCACACACUCAUCUGUGCAGCGCACAGGGCGUCUAAAAGCUGCUGUUAUAGCUUUUGUAUUAAACCGUUAUCAUUCUGCAAAACAGUUGUUGGUUUACGCGACAUAUAAUGCAGCACGUCAGCUCUGUGUCUCGGAGACUUUGCCUGACAGUGUCGUGGUCCCGCAUGCUUUUGGUGUAAAUGUCAAGAGGUUCGAUUGACUGAGGGCACAGAAACAUGUACAGCCCCAAGGAGCUGGAGGGAGAAGUUGACCACUCGUUCUUUGACAGUGACUGUGAACUUAAUGAACACAAAAGUUCAAAGGAUGGUCAGCUCAGUAAACAGAAGGCCUCAGAAAGACAUGAUGAGAGAACAGGAAAAGAGACUCAUGUUUCAAUGAAUCAGAUUGGUGAUGGAGUUCACAAUGGAGGGAACAAUGAAGAUAAAACCAGAUUUGAGGGUGCUUCAAACCACCAGGCCAGCAGGAGACAGAGUCAAGACACAAGUGCCAAAAGCCGAUCAGAUGAAGGGUCUAGCGUGCGUUCAUAUUCAUCCGAUGAGGAUAGAGAGCCUGAAGCUGAUUUUAAACAGAGGAAAACCAAUGGAAAUGUUAACAGUGAUGAGGAUGAUGACGGAUACCAUCAUAGUGAUGAGGAAAGCGAAGAGGAUGCACGAUCCUCAGCAACAAGAUCAGCAAAACAGAAGGGAAUGCCUAAAAAAACAGCUGGAAAAAUUCACAGGCAGAGUCGAAGCCAUUCAACAUCAUCAUCUGAUUCUGAAUCCUCUCACAGCAGUGAAGAGAGAAGCACUUUUCGCUCUAGGAAAUCACCGGUAAAACAUCAACGGACUUCUUCAGCUGAUCAGAAAGAGCGGCAAAAAGAAACAGCAGAAUCUGAAGACACAGUCACUGACGUUACGCCUUUAUCCACACCUAAUAUUAGUCCUUCCCAGUCAAUAGAUGUGACAGCAGAUGUUCAACAGCAGCCGGGCUUUACCGAAGAGAAGUUGGCGGAUGAUGUUUCGGACGGUCAGGCCAGCAUAAGCUCUGAAGGAGAAAAUGGACCAGAGUUUUUAAAAGUAGACAAACAUUUUGACCGAGUGCUCAUGGUCUCCAGCCCUGCCAGUGUUGUCGGCAGCCGUAAAAACUAUUCCUUCACAAAUGAGAAGGUGCGGGAAAUCGACCGGGAGAACCAGCGGCUGUUACAUGAACUGUCCAGAGCAUCGUCACGUUCACAUAGCGCCCGCUCUCCCUGUUCCAAAAUGAGCAGUCGCAGGAGCAGUGCACCAACUGUACGCCUUUACCACAGUGCCCUCAACAGGCAACGUGAGCAGGAGCGAAUUCAGAAGGAGAACCUGGCAUUUCUGAAGCGUCUAGAAUCUGUGAAGCCCACUCCUGGCAUAACCAGAGAUGAACAGCUAGCUGAUUAUCAGCGCCAGUGCCGAUACAUGGGAACACAUAAUACAGACAUUCCACUGGUCAACCCCAAGACUUCUGGGAGAACUUCAAGACCUGGCAGCAGUCCUCACAAAACUAGACCGGAAACCGCUAAACUCCAUAGAGUAAAGCCACGGCCUGCAUGGUCAUAAUCAUCAAAUAUUGCCUUCUCUUUCUCUGCUCUGACACUUUGAUUUACAUGACUUACUCUGACUGUAAGUAGAUGACUGCAGGUCAUAACACCAGACUUUCUGGAUAAAUCUUUCAAAACUUAAAGCGCUUGAGUUCACGCUUAUUAGUCCUGAUGUGGAGUGAUUAAAAACUGUAAUGUUUGUUUACACAGCUAAGUAGUCAAUGAUGUUAUUACUUGAAAGUCUGUGGCUUAGAUAUUGCAGGACUAAACACAUUCAGUCAAAUGUUAAGUGUGACAUUCCAUUUUAUGAGACAUACUUCAGUGCCUAUUUGUGACAGACACGUAUGUUAAAACUAUACAUAGUUUUAAAGCCAUUGCUGCUGUUAUCAGAACAGUUAAUUUCUUGAUGAGUCUGUCAGAAAAUGUAUAAUUCAUGUUAAAUAAAUGCUUUAAUAGUUAUUUUGAUA
Molecule: messenger RNA, 2033 nt
Organism: Danio rerio (zebrafish)
Lineage: Eukaryota; Metazoa; Chordata; Actinopteri; Cypriniformes; Danionidae
Source: RefSeq, a predicted model, not a curated record